UCUGACCUAAAGAAGGUUUUUCAAGUCGACUGAUGCCAAGCGUGGUGUCACAAUUUCCUAAAGACACUCAUCCAUUCCUAUACGGCGGCUAUGUUUGCAUCUGUCUUAAAAAACGUGUGAGGAUUCGGUUCCCGAAAUGGAAACUUCUUCUUUUGUCUGAGACGUGCAUGUUAAAAAACAGUUGUGAUUUUUUUUUUUUGCUUCAUAUGUUGAUGCUCCACAUUGUAGCUUGCAAGCAUGGAUGAAUUUAUGGCAACCACAGAAGACUACUGGUUUUUCGAGUAUGAUAAUUACACCUCGUCCUAUGAAACCAGCAAGACGUACGCAGCCCCCUGCCACCAUGAGGACGUCUAUACGUUUGCCCAGAGAUACCUCCCCGUCGUCUACAGCCUCGUCUUCUUCCUGGCCGUGGUGGGCAACGCACUCGUACUGUGCGUGAUCCGACGCUACCGCAUCUCCCGCGGCGGCGCCUGUUCCUUCACCCUGACUGACACCUUCCUCCUCCACCUGGCCAUUUCCGACUUGCUGCUAGCCUUCACACUCCCACUGUUCGCCGUGCAAUGGGCCCACCAGUGGGUGUUCGGCGAGCUCGCCUGCAAGAUCUCCGGGGCUCUUUUCUCCCUCAACCGCUACAGCGGAAUUCUCUUCCUGGCUUGCAUCAGCUUCGACCGCUACCUGGCCAUCGUUCAUGCCGUCAGCUCCAGCUGGAAGCGUAGCACCUGCCAGGCGCAGAUCGCCUGCGGUCUCAUCUGGGUCGCCUGCUUGGUCCUGGGCGGCAUUGACAUAGCAUUUAAACAAGUGGGGGAAGUGGACAUCAUGGGUCAGCGAGGGAUGCUAGUGUGCCAGGUUUGGUUCAUGGAGAACCCCAUGCAGUGGCAAGUGAGCCUGCAGCUCGUCAGCGUGAUUCUGGGAUUCGGACUCCCGCUCCUGAUCAUGCUUUACUGCUAUAUCCAGAUCUUCCGGUCACUGUGCAACGCCACCCGUCGGCAAAAACGCAAGUCCCUGCGUCUCAUUGUGUCCCUGGUGUCCGUCUUUGUGUUUUGCUGGGCGCCUUACAACUGCUUCCAGUUGACUGACAGUCUGCAGAGGCUGGGGCUAGUGGCCGGGGGGUGCCAGUUUGGUCGCAUUGUGGACAUCGGGAUAAUGGUCACCGAGAGUGUAGGGCUGUCUCAUUGCGCUCUGAACCCGCUGCUGUACGGUUUCGUAGGGGUCAAGUUCCGUAGGGAGAUGGCUCGGAUGUUCAAAGGGUUGCUCGGAGCGAGAGGCUGGCUCGGCAUGGACGAAUGGAAGGACAGGAGGCGGAAAACAAGCUUGUACAGUUCUGCCGAGAGCGAGAACACCUCAUAUUCUGUCAUGGGGUGAUGGCGGGUUAGAGCAGGGGUCUCCAACAGGUCGCUCUCCAACCAUUCUUUAGAAGGGCCAAAUAAUCAUGGCCUUUUUUCCACUGCACAACGUUGUCUCUUUGGGGCAGUGCCCCAUUAGUUGGCGGCAUUCCCAUUUGGUUCACAUUUCAAAAUCCACGAGGGUUCACUUGAAAAUCGACCAAGCCCCAUCUUUCAGUCUCCUUCCCAUCUUUCAAUAGCCUCCUCUACAGCAGUCCCUCAUUUAUCACUGUUAAUUGGUUCCAGACCCAACCAGGAUAAGUGAAUUUCCGUGAAGUAGGAUUCAAUAUGAAUAAACGAGUUAGAGCAUAGAAAACAUCUUUUUGAUUUUAACAUUAUUAGAGCCAGGCUGCACAGCGGUUGAGUGGUUAGUAGACCUCACAGCUAGGAGACCAGGGUUCAAUUCCACACUCGACCAUCCCUGUGUGUAGUUCGCAUGUUCUCCCUGUGCAUGCGUGGGUUUUCUCCGGGUACUCCGGAUUCCUCCCACAUUCCAAAAACAUGCAAGGUUAAUUGGCGACUCCAAAUUGUCCAUAGGUAUGAAUGUGAGUGUGAAUGGUUGUUUGUCUAUAUGUGCCCUGUGAUUGGCUGGCGACCAGUCCAGGGUGUACCCAGCCUAUCGCCUGAAGACAGCUGGGAUAGGCUCCAGCACCCCCGCGACCCUUGUGAGGAAAAAGCGGUAGAAAAUAAAUGAAUUAGAGCCCUGUAGACAAGAAAUAACACCCCUAUAGUCACGUUCAUUAUUCUUGGUUCACGCCACAUUGAGCAGGCUACGGGAUCCCUGCAGGGACAGAAGAGAUACCACCAUUAGCAUAAGAUGCUACCGAGCUAAAUAGUUAGCCUCACCAAUUUCAUUCAUUCAUUCAUUUUCUACCGCUUAUCCUCACAAGGGUAGUGGGGGUGCUGGAGCCUAUCCCAGCUGUCUUCGGGCGAGAGGGCCUCGCCAAUUUACUAUUCUAUUUACUAUUCUAAACUUAAGAAUAUUUUUCAAACAAAGUGAGACAAGAGAAAGACAAAGUAUGAUGCCAAAAACGUACCACUUCCACACUGAAUGAGAGAACAUUUUCACUUCAUCAUGUAACAUUACAGAUGCCUAGUGACAACAAUACUACAUAUAACUUGUGAUAUAUUAUUUAAUUAAUGUAAUUAACAUUUUUUAUUAACAAUAAAAACAUCCGGGCUGCACGGUAGUGGAGUGGUUAGCGUGCAUACCUCACAGUUAGGAUACCAGGAUUCAAGUCCACCCUCGGCCAUCUCUGUGUGGAGUUUGCAUGUUUUCUCCGGGUACUCCGGUUUUCUCCCACAUUCCAAAAACAUGCUAGGUUAAUUGGUGACUCCAAAUUGUCCAUAGGUAUGAAUGUGAGUGUGAAUGGUUGUUUGUCUAUAUGUGCCCUGUGAUUGGCUGGCGACCAGUCCAGGGUGUAUCCCGUCUCUCGCCCGAAGACAGCUGGGAUAGGCUCUUCAUCAAAAAGAAACCAGAGUAUUCAACGAAAUGGAGACUGUGGAGUCUAAUUGACUUCAAAUCGAAUCCAUCAAUGAACAAUCACGCCUGGUUUAAAUCACCUUUGUAACAUUUGCAACCCCAUUUGACGGGGAUAGGACCUCACUGUGGAAAAGACGCAAUAUGUGUAUCAUAAUAAUAUCAUGUGUUGUUGUUUAGACACACACAUUUCUUAAAAAGGUUGGAGACCCCUGGCAAAGCAAAGAAAUAUUAUCAGAAUUUACACCAGGAAAGCUUUCUCAGUAUUGUGUGU
Molecule: messenger RNA, 3136 nt
Organism: Doryrhamphus excisus (bluestripe pipefish)
Lineage: Eukaryota; Metazoa; Chordata; Actinopteri; Syngnathiformes; Syngnathidae
Gene: cxcr3.2
Product: chemokine (C-X-C motif) receptor 3, tandem duplicate 2
Biological process (GO): immune response; positive regulation of cytosolic calcium ion concentration; G protein-coupled receptor signaling pathway
Cellular component (GO): membrane; external side of plasma membrane
Molecular function (GO): C-C chemokine receptor activity; C-C chemokine binding
Source: RefSeq, a predicted model, not a curated record